Schistosoma guineensis is the source of this 2062-nucleotide messenger RNA. NCBI's taxonomy places the organism in Eukaryota, Metazoa, Platyhelminthes, Trematoda, Strigeidida, Schistosomatidae. The record is from the annotation of a GenBank genome assembly.
UUUAGUAAUCAAUUAGUUGUAUAUUAGUGUUGGAUAAUUAACACAAUUAAAUGUUGCAGUUAUGAAUAGAUUUGUAUAUAACUCUCUCUCAUGAUAUAAUCAUACAAUUGUCAUUUGAUUAAAAAUAUAAUGUAUUACUAACAAUAUAUAGAUAUAGACGUUUCCGCUUUUGUUGAUUUGGAGACCUAUCCACACUACAUACACUGUACUCAUGCAUUACUAAGUAGGUCAUUUGAUGUGUCAUACAGGAAUGUUUGUUUUAAAAAUAAUUCAAAUCACAUUGAAUUAAUCACAACUCAUUAUAAUGUGUGUAUAUAUAUAUAUAUAUGAGUUAUAUAACUUCAUAAUGGAUAUAAAAGUUAAAAAAAAUCUUUUCACUUCUUUAUUCAUUUCAUACCUUAUCAACAAACAUUCUGCAUAGUAACCAGAAAAAGAAUGGAAAAAAUGACAUUGAAAAUUGCCUUUAGUUUUAUACAAUUAAAUGAAUUUGAUUCAUAUCGUUAUGGUAUUAUUCUACCAUUCAAUAAACAAAUUAUAUGUAAACAAUUUAAUUUAAAUCAAUGGCCAAUAACAAAAUUAUGGAGGAAGAUUUUUCGAAAUAUAUUUCAUUGCAAAUUAUUACAACGUUUUCAUGAAUCUAAAUUAUUAUUAUUGAAUAAUAAUAAUCAUCUUAUUAUACCAUAUGAAAUUGGCAUAGAUUAUAAUCAUUUCACUAUAUUAACAAAUUAUUAUCCAUUCGGUAAUUUAUUUGAAUGGUUUCAACAAAGAUUCACAUUCACUAUUGAAGAUAUAUAUUAUAUUAUAAAAUAUUUAUGUGAAGCUGUCAAUUAUUUACAUAGUAACCAUAUUUACCAUGGUAACAUUAAACCAUAUAAUAUAUUCUUUAAAACAUUUCAUCCUAAAUCAUUAUCCUUAGUAUUAGAUUUUAGUGUAUUAACAGAAAUCAAUAUAUUAUGUAAUCAUAAUGAUACAAAAUUAUUUAUAUAUUGGUCACCAGAAUAUAUGAUACAUGUUAAAGUAACCAUGGAUGAUAUAAAUGUAAUUCAAAAAGACAAUAUAUGUUAUAUGAUGAAAGAAUUAUGGAAGAAAAAAUCAAUGGAAUUAGAUACAUGGUCUAUUGGUGUUAUUAUGUAUUUAUUAUUGACUGGGAAAUUACCAUUUAUUGAUCAAUAUAAAGAAUUGAAUACAUUUAUGAAUGAUAUCAAAACAAAUUCUAUACAAUUAAAUCAUUCAUUAUUAUUAUAUAAUAUUGAUAAAUCAAUAUAUCAAAUCAUUAAUAUGUUAUUACAAAUCGAUAUACAUCAACGUAUUGAUCUUAAUCAAUUUAUGAUAAUCAAUUGGUUGCAUAAUAUUCAUCAUGAUAAUAAACAAAGAGAUAUAAAAUCAAUUAUAGAAUAUAAUUUUUUAACUACAUUUAUACAACAUCAAAUGGAAUCAGAGAAUACAUUGAAACAAUUAAAACAUUUUAUGAAAAUUACAAAUUCAAAUGUACAGUGAUAAUCAUGAUGAUGAUGAUGAUGAUGAGGAGGAGGAGGAGGAGGAGAAAAAAGAAUUCCAAUUUGACCAAUUAGAAAAUAGGAUGAAAAAAAUAAUACGUUUUCCCCCUUAGCAACUAAAUGUAUUUAUGAGAAAUACCAAAAAAAACGAACAAUAAUAACGAAAAGUAAUUAUGAUCAAUACAAAAAUGUUUCUAUGAUAUCUAAUCAUUUGUUCAAUUCAACUAUGAAUGAAAAAUAAAAUAAUAACAGGGAAAAUUAUUACUUUUUUUCAACAUGAUAAUACACUUUCAAGAUGUUUUGGUCAAAGUGACCAUUUUAUUUUCAACUUGCAGUGUAUUUCUUUGAAAAUGUUGGGAUCAGAUUGUUCAGCGAAAAUGUUGGAUUUACAUUGAACUUAUUGGCUGAGAUUUCUUCUUCAUUAAAAGUAUUUUAAUAGAGAAUUGAAAAAAAAGAAAACAUGAUCUCAGAUCUUAUUGAUUAUCUAUCAAAAACAAUAUGAAAACAAUGAUUCUUAUUAAUCAGUGAUGAUUAAUUAAUGCCAAGACAUUAUACUAUUAAUAUAU